GCCUUACUGUCCAUCGACUUCACAGAAGGGGGGGGUAUUGAGCCAUUUCCCUCCCUCACACACACACACACACAUCUUCUCUGGUAAUGAAGCCCACGGGGUUUCUCCGGCAGGGACUCCCAGAAGCGAGGCCGUCAGCUGGGCCCUCCCCCGCGGCCUCCUCUUCAUGAGGAUUUUAAUUAUUUUGCCGCUCCUUGCCCUCGGCGUGAUCCCGAACCCGACAGCGAUGGCGCCGAAACUCCUUUUUCUGGACGAGGCGGGGGGCGGCCUGCAUGGGGCCCACCCACCUCCCCUUCACCCAACUGCCGAACGCGAACGGGGGGGAUCUGCGCAGGGCUUCGGGCCGACCCCCACGCGGGUGGGGCUCUUCGACUUCAAGUGUACGGGCAUAAUAUCCCAAGGGCUUAACAAAGUAGCCUAUUGUAAUACCUAUCAAAAAUAUCUCCUCUGCGAUGGUUGGAGUUCGAUUUAUUAUAAUGAAAUCGCGAAGGUGUUUAGGAUGACGGUGUAAAUAACAGCAGACGCCGUGUACGGGCAGAGUGCACGUUUUGCCGAGACAAAAGUAAAGAAGAAAAGCACGGUGGAGGACCUCUUCGAGAUAUGCAGCGAUCGUUUUUUUACUUGAUGCCAUUGUUAGAAAUACUCAUACUAACGAUCCGCAAUCGUACCAAAUCACCAAACGAAAAUUGGCUCGUUAUUUUCACUGGUGAUGGCGACAAUUCUGAUAAGGAAGCCCCCUUGCUGAUGGUAGCCUACUCGAAAGGUCAAAUCAUCCAGUUUCGUGACUUUAAAGUUGGCUCACAGACUACGGAUUGACAUCAGACUAUCCUCAGCUGGUUUGAGCUUAAUAGUACGAACGAUCUAUUCAAUGUAAUCAGAAUUUGUACAAACAGCAUUAGGACCGACAACUGCAAAAAGUGAAAAUGUUUGUAGCAUUGGUAUUGAAGUUAAAUCGUAAAGCCAUAUACCUUUCUGGAUCUUAUACUGAGCUCGAUCGUUCUGUAGAAAAGGGAAGCUCUGCCACAUCCCUUUUCAACCUUACUUUCUUAUCGGGAUAGUAAGACGUGAAGAAGGAAUGUUGGUAGUAAUUAAGAAAAAAAUAACACACAACUAUUUCGAUACAAAAAUAUCGCUUUGUUAUUACUGCUAAAAAUAUGGAGUAUUUAAAAAAAAAAGAGUGAUAAAAUGAAUAGUUCUUCUUUUUUUUUGAUAUUUAUGGAAUGCGCUUUUUUUUUCUCCUUUCCUUUGGUAAUAGAUAGCCACUAAAAAAUAAUGAAACAACCCUAAAAUACAAUAACAAACGUCGUAUUAUUUGUAUCCACAUUGAUUUUUUAAAUAGGGUAUUUUGAUAUUUAAUAAAAAUAGAUAUGCGUCGUGGGGUUGGUGUCUCGCAUGUUCAACAACAGCAACAAACGCAGCAGCGGAUGACCGAGCUCGGCGCGCAGAUCACCGCCGAGCGGGUCGCCAACAUCGCGGACCAGCUCGACGACCUCGAGGGUAAUCUCCGCCAGCUGAUGAAAAAACAUGAAAAAGAAAUCCGAAACGACCCCAUUGUCCGCGCACGAUUCCGCCAGAUCGCGGACUCCAUCGGGGUGGAUCUCAUCUCCUCCAGCCAAAAUAUCUUCUCUGGGGCCUUGGGGCUCGGGAAUUUCUACUACGACCUCGCCAGGAGGUUGGUGGAGGCCUGCAUGGCGGAGCAAAAGUUCUGCGGCUCGUACGUCCCCCUGCAGAAGGCCCUCCACGCCGUUCAGCGCGUUUAUGACCGUCAGGCCAAUUUUUCCCAAACGGACGCCAAAUCGUCCAAUGGAAACGAUCGCUUGACCAUCUCCGAGGAGGAUGUAGUGAUGGCGUUAAAAAAGCUUCAUUGCCUUGGGGCGGGGUAUAAUAUUAUUACAUUAUCCGGCGUGAAAUAUGUCCAAACAACGCCCGAUGGCGUCUGUGGGGACGACAUUGUGUCGUUAUUAAACUUUGUACUCGAUCAGCAAAAGGCACAGAAAAUGAUGAGUAAAAAGGCAAAUUCUAUCGGCGCUACUUCGUCGCCUUCAUUGAGUAAAGGAACCAAAGGAGCUGAAAAGGGCUCGAAUCUCGAUUCCAGAGCACCCCCCUUGUCGGGUUCUUCGCCGUUAGGUGCCGCGUACGUGCUGGGCACACAUCCUCUUUCGACCAAUACCGACCCAACUGAACAGGAUGAAGGUAUUCCACGUCUUAGGGAGUGCGUUUUUUUAACAUUAGAGCAGGUUUCGGGGGGAUUACAGUGGCCUCCCCAUCGCGCGUAUGCUGCUCUUGAGAGAAGUGUGCAGGAUGGCUCUGUCUGGGUAGAUUAUCCUGAUGAAAAGGAUAUGGCCAAUCAUGGAAUUCAUUCCAUGAAAGCAUCAUCUCAACCCACAAAAAAAAUGAAAGAAAAAAAGAAUCGGUUCAAUUUUUACACGACAAAGCAGUGUAUUGGUUUGUAUCUUUGA
Phytomonas sp. Hart1 is the source of this 2459-nucleotide messenger RNA. NCBI's taxonomy places the organism in Eukaryota, Euglenozoa, Kinetoplastea, Trypanosomatida, Trypanosomatidae. The record is from the annotation of a GenBank genome assembly.